AUGGACAAUCAGGGGAACCGUCUGUAUCUCAACUUCAACAAUGCCAACAACGACCGCCUGGCUGCCAAUGACCGAGCCUAUCCCACGACGCCCUCGACGUUUCCUCAGCCCAUCUACCAAGGCCAGCCAGGAACUCCCGCGAGUGCCGUUCCGCAGUCGCAUGCAUACCAGCAGCAGCAGCCCUACGGUCAGGGAGGUUACUUCCAGUAUGGCCAGUAUGCGCAAGCUUCCCCUUACAGCUCUGCCGGUCAGGGCUAUGGCCAAGCCGGCCAGAAUGCUGCUGGAGUUGCUAUCGACCCGAACACUGGGCUCGCUCAGCAGUUCUCUCACCAGAAUCUCGGCGAUGGCUCAAGAUCUCCUCAUGCUGCCCGCGGCGCCUCUCCCGGCCAGCGCCCGCGGACGGCUGGCGGUCAGGGCCAGCAGCCUGGGUACUCGAGCUAUCUGAAUGCUCCCCCUAUGCCUACCCACACUGCUCAGUCAGGUUUCUUCGUGCCUGCUCCGGAAAGGAAUCCAGAGAAAUAUGGCCAGACGGCGCACCACAACCAGAAGAAGUGCUCCCAGCUCGCCUCUGAUUUCUUUAAGGACAGCGUCAAGCGGGCUCGUGAACGCAACCAGAGACAGAGCGAAAUGGAGCAGAAGCUGGCAGAGACCACGGAUCCGCGCCGUCGAGAAUCCAUCUGGACUACCUCAGGCAGGAAGGAGGGUUCCUAUUUACGUUUCCUGCGCACCAAGGACAAGCCCGAGAAUUACAAGACCAUCAAGAUCAUCGGAAAGGGUGCUUUUGGCGAGGUGAAGUUGGUUCAGAAGAAAUCGGAUGGGAAGGUUUACGCCAUGAAGUCGCUCAUCAAAACCGAAAUGUUCAAGAAGGACCAGCUUGCCCAUGUUCGUGCUGAGCGCGAUAUCCUGGCCGAAUCGGACAGCCCGUGGGUUGUCAAGCUGUACACCACUUUCCAGGAUGCGAACUUUCUCUACAUGCUCAUGGAGUUCUUGCCUGGUGGCGAUCUGAUGACCAUGCUGAUCAAGUAUGAGAUUUUCUCUGAGGAUAUCACGCGGUUCUAUAUUGCAGAGAUCAUCCUGGCCAUCGAGGCGGUGCAUAAGUUGGGUUUCAUUCACAGAGACAUCAAGCCCGACAACAUCCUCCUUGACCGUGGCGGCCACGUCAAGCUCACGGAUUUUGGCCUCUCGACUGGUUUCCACAAGCUGCAUGACAAUAGCUAUUACCAGCAACUGCUGCAGGGCAAGCCGAGCAAGCCAAAAGACAACCGCAACUCAAUCGCCAUCGACCAGAUCAACCUUACGGUCAGCAACCGGUCUCAGAUCAACGAUUGGAGGCGCUCGAGGCGGAUGAUGGCCUACUCCACGGUCGGUACUCCCGACUACAUCGCCCCCGAGAUCUUUACAGGCAAUGGUUACUCGUUUGACUGCGACUGGUGGUCGCUGGGUACUAUCAUGUUCGAAUGCCUUGUUGGCUGGCCGCCGUUUUGCGCAGAAGACAGCCACGACACAUAUCGCAAGAUCGUCAACUGGCGGCAGACAUUGUACUUCCCUGAAGACAUUCAGCUUGGUGCGGAAGCCGAGCAUUUGAUCCGGAGUCUCAUUUGCAACUCCGAAAACCGUCUCGGCCGCGGCGGUGCCCAUGAGAUCAAGGCACAUCCUUUUUUCCGUGGCGUCGAGUUCGAGAACCUGCGCCGUAUCCGUGCACCAUUCGAGCCACGUUUGACUUCUGCCAUUGAUACCACAUACUUCCCGACUGAUGAAAUCGACCAGACUGACAAUGCCACGUUGCUCAAAGCCCAGAUGGCUCGAAACGGCAACCAGCAGCAAGAGGAGAGUCCCGAGAUGAGCUUGCCGUUCAUCGGAUACACCUUCAAGCGUUUUGACAACAACUUCCGGUGA
Thermochaetoides thermophila DSM 1495 is the source of this 1896-nucleotide messenger RNA. RefSeq lists its product as uncharacterized. NCBI's taxonomy places the organism in Eukaryota, Fungi, Ascomycota, Sordariomycetes, Sordariales, Chaetomiaceae. Gene Ontology annotation, biological process: peptidyl-serine phosphorylation; intracellular signal transduction. Gene Ontology annotation, molecular function: ATP binding; protein serine/threonine kinase activity. The record is from RefSeq and is a predicted model, not a curated record. Bases 1 to 1896 code for a protein of 631 amino acids. The transcript is spliced from 4 exons.